GGCGGCGCGAAUUUCCCUUUCGUAAACGGUCGUUGCCAUUUGAAACGGUCGAUGCCAUUUCUCGGAACGGUCGUUGCCAUUGAAAACGGUCGAUGCCAUUUCUCAAACUAGCCGAGCAGACGACAGCCCUCGUGAAUAGCUCGUACGCUGUUGGCACGCUCGGACGUCACUUCCGGGCAGUGUUGCUUAUAAGAUGGCGGAGCAAUCCACGUGCGCGAGAGUUGAGCCAGCUGAAACAGAACGAACCCAUUCUUCUUGUGCAGAAACAAAAAAAAAAUCAGUUAAGAAGCCAACGGGGUGGAACUCCUUUAUGCAGUCAGUUGCGCCAGAUGUCAAGGAACAACUUGGAAAGGGGGCGGGAAUCGGGCAGGUUUCCAAAGUGGUUGGCAAUAUGUGGAAGAAAUUGCCGACAGACAGACGAAAGGACUGGAAAGAUAAAGCACAGAGCUUGAGGGAAGACCUUGAUAUGGGAAUAGCAGAGAUAAAAAAAUGUCCAACCUGCAGCACCCAGUUCACAAGGGAGAAGGACUUCAAAUACCACCAGAAAGGUUGUCAUGAGUGCAUUUGCGAGGAAUGCAAUGAAUCGUUUGACCAUGAGCAAAAGCUAAAGAGGCAUAAAGACAAGAAACAUAAAGACAGCAACAAGUGUGAUCAUUGUCAAAAGACUUUUGCAGAGAAACGAAAUCUUAUAAGACACCAAAAGUCACAUGCUUAAUUAACCUAUCCUGCAUUUAGUGA
This is a messenger RNA of Stylophora pistillata, 738 nucleotides long. RefSeq lists its product as uncharacterized. Lineage: Eukaryota; Metazoa; Cnidaria; Anthozoa; Scleractinia; Pocilloporidae. Gene Ontology annotation, biological process: regulation of transcription by RNA polymerase II. Gene Ontology annotation, molecular function: RNA polymerase II transcription regulatory region sequence-specific DNA binding; DNA-binding transcription factor activity, RNA polymerase II-specific. The record is from RefSeq and is a predicted model, not a curated record. Gene Ontology annotation, cellular component: nucleus.